Molecule: messenger RNA, 840 nt
Organism: Zasmidium cellare ATCC 36951
Lineage: Eukaryota; Fungi; Ascomycota; Dothideomycetes; Mycosphaerellales; Mycosphaerellaceae
Exons: 1
Coding region: 1-840 (279 amino acids)
Biological process (GO): tRNA splicing, via endonucleolytic cleavage and ligation
Molecular function (GO): tRNA 2'-phosphotransferase activity
Source: RefSeq, a predicted model, not a curated record
AUGCCCGGCCGCGGUGGUGGUGGUCGAGGAGGAAAUCGAGGAGGUGGCCCCCUCCCCCGCCCCGUACAAGUCUCCAAAAAAAUCUCCUGGCUCCUCCGGCACGGCGCCGAAAAAGAAGGCCUCACGCUGGGACCCGGCGGCUACAUCAAUGUGUCCGAAGUCCUCGCCAACCGCAACCUCAAAUCGCUCAAAGUGACUUUCGACGAACUGCGCCAGAUCGUCGAGGAGAAUGAUAAGCAACGGUUCACGAUGGUGGCUGUAGAACAAGGGGAGGGACAGACACCCCUCCCAUCGAAUGACCCGAAAGAUUACCUGAUCCGCGCGAAUCAGGGGCAUAGUCUGAAAGUCGAAGAGGAAGGGUUGUUGCAACCCAUCACCGAGGAGAAUCUCCCCGCGACGGUCGUCCACGGCACGACGCACUCCGCCUGGCCGCUCAUCGUCUCCUCGGGAGGACUGAAACCCAUGGGUCGAAACCACGUCCACUUCGCCUCCGGCCUACCCGCCGGUUUCACUUCCCUCGUCGACUCUUCCUCCUCCACCAGCAGCAGCAGUACCAAUACCACCAACGCAAACGAAGUCUCCGCGCCAGUGAUAUCCGGGAUGCGGAAAUCGUCGACCGUGCUGGUUUUCUUGGAUGUGGUGCGGGCGAUGCAGGCGGGGAUUAAGUUCUGGGUGAGUGAUAAUGGGGUUGUCUUGACCGAGGGGAAUGAGGAGGGGGUUGUGCCGUUGGAGUUUUUCCGGAGGGUGGAGGAUCUCACGGGGGAGGGCGUUUUGGUUGAGGAGGGGAGGGUUGUGAAGGAGGCGCCGGGGACGUGGAAUAAAGGUGGUGGGAGGAGUUGA